GAAACUAAAAUGGCGACCCAGGACAGCAGUCCAUCGCUAUUUAUUGGACAGACAUGGGCGAACUGGGCAGAGAUGAUCACCAUCGCCGAUGAGGAUGAGGAGGACAAAACAGACACAAAAUCAGACGACAGUGACAGCAUGAAGCUCGACAAGAAAGACAUGGGCCUGUUUGGGUUUUGUCCUUCACAAGACGAGUUCACGUUGGCAUUGUGCGAAACCUGUAAUCUGCUGGUGAAGCCGCAAGCACUGAAACGGCAUAUUGAAAAUCGCCAUGGCAUCAGCAACAGUCAGACCACCACAUCACAGAGCACAGCUCCAUCAUUCUUCAGUCCUGAGCUUGCCAAGACCCUGUCGCUACCUGUUACUAGUUUUCCACCACGAACAGUUAACAAACCUCCAACAAAAGCUAGUUUAAAACAGGUUCCAGGGGCAGUUCGUAUGCUUGGGCAGGACUCAAUGGCAGGAAGCAGUGGGGAUGGCAGUCUUCGGAUGGGCCCUUCACGAUCUUUUCGGAAAGCUAGCACAAAUCCUGUGGUCAACCUAGAGAGGAUGCCAGAGCAGGUUGCUGUAGUGAAGAAACAAAUUAAUGCUGGUAUGACCUCAGACACCUUAUCCCCUCUAUCUGGACUGACUGUGGUGACAACAGCAGCAGCAGUAACCAAAGUGAUGUCUCCAGAUCCUCAGAUUUCAUGUGGAUCACCAGGGAGUGCAAAACUUUCUUUGGCCAAUGGCAGCCACAGAAUAACAUCAGGAAUGAGUUUGUCAUCACUUCGGUCUGUGACUAGUCUUCCUGUUACUACCCUUGCCACCCAGCCCUCUGCUUUGACCACAACCACAACAAAUGUGAUGUGUACUAGGCCUACCCCCACCACUGUGCCAAUGACGGUGUCUUCUGCUUCUGUGACAAUCUUUGCAAAAGCAGCCAAACCUUCCUGUGUGCCAUUUGCCGGCAAUGCCUUGGUCUCCACUCUCAGUGCCACAACACCUUCGUCUUCUGUUUUCUCUGCUGUCACUACUGUUGCAAAUAGCAGUGGAAGUAAAAGCAGCAAGAAGUCUCCAAAGGAGCGCAAGUUCCUGCCUUGCAAAGAUAGAGAAUUUGAUGCCAAUAAGCACUGUGGUGUCGUUAUGGAAGACUCAGGAAAGCCGUGUACAAGAUCCCUAACAUGCAAGACACAUGCAUUAGGUCUGAGGCGGGCAGUUCCUGGUCGCAUGAAGUCAUUUGAUGAGUUGCUAAGAGAGCAUAAGGCAGCCAAAGAUGCCCUUAUUAAAGCCAAGGCCGAGGAGCAAACAGCUGCAGCAGCUCGCUCUGCCAUCACUUCAAAAGAUGCCAACCUUCUUGUCACUUCAGUGACAGCAGGCACCUUUUCGGCACUCAGUUCACCAGCAGCAUUGGCUGCAUCAGCCAUCAAGCUUGGUCCAGCCGGUACUUCAUCCCACAGGGAUAUUAAGUCUCUUGGUAUUAUUUCCCCAGCUGUUUUACCGCGACCUAUACGAUCAACCAGGCCAACACCUGCUGCUGCAUUCCAAAAGUUUUCACCUGGGUCAGUGUUUCCUCCAAGUCUAACAGUAAAGGAGGAGCCGUCUCCUAUUCUUGACCCUUCACCUCAACUUUUCCAGUCUAGUGACUAUGAAGGGGAUGGAGUACAUGAGAAAUCAGACAUCACCUACCUUACCCAUCACCCUCGGCCUGCAGCUAUGUGUACAUUUGGUGCUCGCUUGGCAGGAGGCAGGUGUGCACUAUUUUCAAGGCGUACAGAUCUGGUGCGAGCAGCAUUUUUAAGUGCCCUAGAGCGACAGCUCAACCCACCACCACAUAAAAAACUCUGUGUUGAGUCGAAUCUUCCUAAAGAACCACAGAUGCCUAGCAACUCCAAAGAUCCAUAUGAAUUUACCAUGGUGGAUACUACUUUAGGUGCUCAGCAGUGCCAGAACAUGAGCUUCAGUAUUGGCUCUGCUCCUAUUUGCACAUCUCCCAGCAAACCUUUGCUCAAGCACAAAGCCAAAGCUGUGACCUCUCCAGGCUUGGGCUUCCCUGUGACAAGUGUUACUGUUUCUACUUCACAAAUCCCCACAGCCAUCACUAUGCCUUCAUUUACAGCUGCUAUGCUCAAGCCCUCAAAAGCACAGGAUCCCUUGCCUGGACACCGCAGUUCUGGUGUGUCCACAGGGUCUUUGUCUCUUUCUCAGACUUUUCAUUGUCAACCAGCAAAACGCAAGCGCAGUGGCAGCAACCAGGGUGGGGUCAGUCCUGCUCACAGCAGUGGUUCUAGUACAAUUCAAACACAGGGUCAUGGCCUGGGACUGGCAUUGCCCACUGGGACUAGCACUGGACUGACAAGUGUGCAGCAGCAGCCACCACAGACGGCAGUGCUGGCAUCUGUAGGGACAGUGAACAGCCACACUGCCUCUACACCCUUAACAGCCAUCACUAUCCCAAGUGUCAACUUAGCCAAUGCUGCCACCUUAGGUUUAAGUGCCACACUGCCCACUUGUAAGCAGCAGCAUGGAACUGGGCAGAAAACAAGUAUCAUCAAGGACUUGAAUUUUGUGCUCACAAGUUUAGACCCAUCACUUGUCAAUGGACAGUACGUCAACAUCACUGGCGCCCAGCUGGCAGAGUUGGCGGCUGCCCAGGCCGUAAGUGCCACAGCAGAAGACAAAAACAUAAAGCGCAGUCGCCUUGCCAGCACCAAACAUCUUGGUCAGAAAGUCACUAGCACCACUCUAGAAGCCCUUCGCACCCUGCAGGGCAGCAGCGUCUUAACAACAGUACCACCAAAUGCUGUGUUGGUGGAUGGAAGCUUACAGGGAGCUGUACUUACUCCUGUGUCCUCAUUGAGCAAUGCUGUUGGGAGCAGCAGCAGCAAUUCAGCGUUUGUAACCUUGGCAGCCAGCACUGUGACAGCUAGUCAGUCUUCAACAUCCAUCACAGUCACGCCCACCACUAUUUUCAGAACUGUCGGAGACUCAGGAACUCCUCAGCAGGUCAAACUUACUUCAGCAUUGUUUGCUAAUGGCAUUAUCUCUUCAACAGACAAAGGCCAUGCAGCAUCGAGCAGCCACCACCACCACCACCACCACCACCACCACCAGCACCAGGUUGGAAACACUGGCAGCACCACUUUGGCUCGCAGCAGCUCAGGGCACAGCAAAACAGUAGCACAGGGCAUCCUGCAGUCACCUCUCUGCACUGGUCAAGCGUUGACAACUACACAGCUGGCACACCUAAAACCUGGCACCAUCAACUUCACCAAAGGAGUGGGGGGAAAGUUGACAAUGCAGCCAGUGUCGGUUACCAUUCCUUUAGUGGGGCAGGUGGGCCUGAGUGCUCUUGGAUCCACGCAGCAGCAAGGCUCCCACCCCCAGCACACACUUUUGGUCACCACGGCAGCAGAAGAUGGGAGCAGUGGAAGUGGGGGAGGAAAAACUGAAAUUCACCUGCAGCCACAAAUCUCAUCAUCGCCAUCAGGCCUGCUGUCAUAGCUGGUAGCUGUGGUGGUGUGCCGUUGUGCAAGUUACGGGUUAAUUUUAGAAGCAGAUAUGAGAACGGGGCGCUCACAAUGGAUUGUGCAAGAAGGCAUGAUGUGGGCAUGUAAUGCCCGGACUUGUUGCAUGCCUCUGUCCUACUGAUUGUUCUUAAGCAAUCAGUUCCCAUGGCAGCUAAAUCAAUCCAAUCAAAAGAGAAAGGAAGAUCUCAAACCAGGGAGCUAACUGCUACUGCUAACUGCUAGACAUCCCCCUGAUGCUGUGACUAUGGGUAGAAGUGACGUGAAAUUGUGCAAAAACAAAAAAAGAGCAAAGCUUAUUUUGACAAAUGGUUCUCAUGCAAUUUUGUGAUACUGUUGGAGCAUGUUUGAACUGGGGUGUCUAUAGUCUUGCUGAUUUUGAUGAGGCAGUGAGGGUGUCAAGGCCAGAAUGACAUGUAAAAGCCUCAAAAUUGUGAUGCAGCCUUUUUCUGAAUGCAUGUGCAUGCUCUCAUGCAUGCAUGAGUGUGUGUGUGUAGGGAAUGGGGGUGGACGUCAUAGAAUAUCAUCCAAGUGGGUCAGAUUUCUCCAAAGGAGGUUGUUCAAGUGACACGAAACAGUAGUCUUUACCCCUUUUUCCACCCCAGAUGUGUUGUGUGUUAACUGGGUGUUUGUAAAUCCACAUAACUGUGCAGCCACAUGUGAAAGAUGCAAGGCAUAAAUGAUAAAACAGGGCAGGAGCAUUCGGGAUCUGCAACCAUUGUCAAUGUACGGUUUAUCAAGCGCACACAAAUGCUGUCCAUUUUGUAACCAGCUGAUUGCAUUGCAUGCUGUCAGAGAACCAGCUCAUUUGUUUGGCUGCUCUUAACCCCAGCAGCUGGACUGCAUUUUCUCUAGUCUGAUCGUUAUUUGUGAUAGAAUCAGAGUAGAUGAUCUGAGUUUGAGGUGGAUGUAUUUCAUGAUCACUGCAGUGGAGUGGGUGUGGGCAGGGAAGUUGCUUAAUGGGAAAUUGUGAUGUAUGGUGAUCUUGAUAUGGAUUUUUUUUUCUUGUUCAAAAUGUUGUUUUCUCCAUCUGAUUUGGUUGGUGAAGCUGAGUGGUUACAGGACUGGUAUCCAGAUCCAGAGGCAUACUGGUUGGAUAUCUGUGAAGCUCAGCAAACUUUCCCAAGUCAACGAAGCUUAUCAUGAAAGGGUACCUGACUCUUCAGAGGGCUGGGAAAAGCAGCGAGUGAGAGAAGAGAUGGGCACUGUCCUCUCAAAAAAACUGACCCUAAGAAAAGUGAGGUCUCUAAUACCUCACUUCCAAAAACUGAAGGUUAGGGUCGACCUUAACCUUUUAGCCUUGGUCACACUGACAGCCUUUCCCAGUAUUUUGCGCUUGUUACAUUGUCUCAAUCUGUCACUUAGAGUAGGUCAAUCUUUCCAGCUCUCCACUCCCUCUCCAUGUUUCUUUAUGUGCACUGUGCACUGUGGCCUGGAAUGUUCAGCUGCAUCCUAUACUGACAGCACUUCUUGACAUUAGUGAAGCUUUUUUGUACCAGACGCCUACAUCUUCUAAGGAAGCAUAUGCUUCUUUGAAGAUGCUGAAAUAUAGUAGAUGCCAACAAGGACCUUAAAAUACUUUUUGAGGUGUUGAAGUGGAUAGAGUGUUUAAAUCUAAAAUAACAAGUCCUUGUAAAACAGAGCUUUGUCGAAGUGUUUUCACAUGAAGUCAAGCUGACUAAAUGGCAGGGGGUCUUUUUACCACUCUGCCUGAUUCAUAUAAUGUGAACAAUCGUUGUGUUUGCCUUGCCUUAUGUCAGGUGACAAUUUACAUGGCUCUCUUGAUUUCUGAGCAUGCUAUAUUUGCUGGUGGCUUUGUGUGGCAACCACCUGAAAGCAUUAUUGCAGGAACUCUGAUUACCUUUAUUUCAUGGGCUGGAGAUUGGCAUCUCAUUCACAUCAUCAUUUUUGUGAGCUUGGCACACAUAUGGACACCAUUUAUAACUUUAAGGCGCCCACCACUGCAAGUGUUUUAUAUACUGACAGGUAUUCUGUCACUGAACUUUUGAUGACAGGUUGGGUUGAACAUUCUUUUGAUAAGUUUAUUCUACUUCUAGAUGUUAUUUGUGUGAAUGUCUUCAUGAAUGUGUGUGUGGAAUUUAGGUAAAAUUAGGACUUCGUGACAGUGUCAGCAUGCCAGUUGAAGAUGGUUACUAAAACAUGGUUUAAAACUUUAGAGAGAUAUUAAUAGCCUAUCGGCAAAAGAUUUUGCAUCAAAACUUCAUUGUGUUAACCAGUACCCAGACUCUUUCUAGAAUCUCUACUCUGUUGGUGUAUUUCAAUACCAGGAUCUCAUACACCUUUUAGAGAACUUAGUUAUAUUGUUGGGAGGAAGACAAGCAGAUUGUAAAAUUAAAACCUUUGAUUCCAUAGAUUUUGUUUAAUUCAUAUGAUCUUGAAGAACUGGAAAUCCUUUCAUUUGCAGUAGCAACUUUUUUAAUGUGCCAUUUAAGUUAUACUGGGCUACAAACAUAAGCAUUGACUGGCACAGUAACAGGUAAGGAAUUCAUGUAUCAUAGCAGAAUAAAAAAAAAGUCAUAUGGGGAAUAGUGGAUCAUAGUACAUUGUGCUUAGCAUGUAUUCUGGACUUUGAUGCUAUAUACAUGUUUAUUAGUUUUGUUUGCAGCUAGUAAUAGGAUAAAUGGCGCUGGGGAGCCUUUUUUGCAUCUGAUGAAAUGUUGGAUGGGUUAUCAGACUUAAUUUAAAAUGCAGGCUUCAUUUAGCUAUAAUCUCACAUUUUCCAACAUUUAAAAAAUUGUAUCGUAGUGUGUGAGGUGUACUGGGUUGUUUUGUCCUCAUCAUUAAAUAUUUGAAUACCAGCUGCUUUCAUUAAAAUGUGGUUGAUAAACAGCAUUGCAUCUAUCAUCAGAUGCAGUUUCUAUUCAGAAGUCUUCUACAUAAUAUUGCUGCAAAACAUAAAAAGGUUGGCAUAGUGUUCACAUAUUCGCAACAAAGAUGUUAAAGUGAUUUAGUGCAGAAACUAAAGGAGAUGUCUUAACAUGAUGGUGAGUUUCUUAAAUUGCAAUUGCACUUGUCUCGUUAGUCCAACACUCCUGUUUGGGAUCUGAAUUUUUGGGGUUUUUUUGGUGAAUUACAGUGUGGUAGAAAUAUGGGGAAAUUUAUAUGCCUUAAUGUAGAUUGCUUUAGUAGCCAUUUUUUGUGUGCAUAAUCUUUCUCAAAAUGAAUGUGCACCAUAUUGAGACUGGCUAGCGGGUCAGUAAAUUUACUUUUCAUUUAUACUAUAAGUUUACCAUUUAUGACAAAUACAGAAGUCUCCUCAAUUUAAAUAAAGCUAUGUAAAUUUGCAAUUAGGUCAAUACCAUAUGAGAACAUUUCUACAUUGAUUUUUUUUUAAAAGUAGAUUGCAGUACUUUGAAGAGAAACUGUCGCUGGUAGUUCUGAUGAAACUGGCUUUACUGGUGCCAUUAAGCCCUCCAGUUUUGUAUCUUUACAAGUCCAUGCUUUGUUGUCUUCAGUUCUGACAUUUUUCACUUUCGUAGUGGUGCUUCACAAUGAUUUAUGCGCACAUUCCAUCAUGUUUCUAGAAGGGCAUGCAAUGUGCAAGUACCCUGCAAGUCAGUGUGUUCAAGUUUCCAUGCUGCAGUCCUGUAUAGUGCUUGCUCAUGUGGGAUGCAUUGUCUUCAUUCCGUAAAAUUUAAGGCCAAAGUUCACAAGAUUGUAAUUACUCUGCCAUCAAGGUAUUUGAUAGGCUGUCACACAUGCUUUAAAUUUUUAUGCAAAUUUACUCUUUUUUAUUCAGCUAUUUAUUCACAACAGUUUGAAAACAUGCAUGUACAUAGAAAUGCAUUUUCUCUCUUUCUUCUCCGACUCUCUCCCCCCACCUUUCACACACAGACACUCUUAUGCAUGCAUAUAUGCACACACACAUGAAUUAGUCUUACCACAUUCACUCACCUUUUCCUCAAAGGUUUUCUACUGAUAUAAAAAUGUCACAUAAUUUUAGCAAGUGAGUUCUUUUGUUCUGUUGAAGAUUUUGAAACUCAGAGAUCAUGUCCAAACCACAGAUUGAAAAUAUAAAAGCUUGACUUAAUGUUAUUCGUGAAGAAUUUACAAAUGGUUUAGGGUAAUGAUAAUUAUUUUUCAUUUAUUUAUGUAUGACAGAUUUAUGUCUUUAUAAACUGACCAGCUCAAUGCUCAUGUUUGACACAUUUGUAGAUGGGGUUAUUGGCUACAUAAGUGAAAUAAAAUUGUUAGUAAAGACUCAAUUAAGAAUUUGCAUGUAAAAAAUAAUCUGAAAAUAUAGCAUUUUUUACAAACUAUAAAUUGUCCGUACCACAUGUACAAGUCUUCUGUGAAGUUAUUCUUUUUACCCUCCAGCACCAAACCAAAAAUUUUGGCUAAUAAUCUUUUGUCCUACAAACAUUGUUGAAAACUUUGACACCUUUUUUAGUCUCCAGCCAAGAUGGUAGCUAUCUCAGUCAGCAGUCUAAGUCUUGAAUUUUGGGGGACUGUUUUAAGCCUGUCACUUAUGUUGGGCUUUCAUUAGCAGGUGUCUCUUUUCCUGGCCUUGUGUUUUAUACUUUCAAGACAUGCGAUGAUGCUUCAAGAUUUCCAAAAUGAAUAUGGUCUGUUUAUCAGUUUCUUUCUUACUUUAUUUUCUUCUUAUCCUUAACAUCUCCACAAAUUUGUCCUUUGAUUAAUAUCACUGAGAAAUUCUAACACUGUGAUAUGCAACAGUAAUACAAACAAUUGGUGUUCAAGGUAUAUGGUCUUCAGUUUGCUAUUUGGAUGAAUCACCAUAUUUUCCAGGAAAAAAUGAAAGUUUCUCUUGUUGUGUCCUUGUAUUUAUGAAGACCAAAAGCUGUUCUUGAAACACCACUGCCUCAUUUUCAGCUAGCUGCCUUUGUGCUGUUAAUAUUAUCGGAGAUAUGUUGGGUACUAGAUCCUGUUCAGCUGGAAUGUCAGACUGUUGAGGUGUUUUCUAAAAAUUGAAAUUGCAGAAACAGAAGCUAAGUAUUAUUUGUUUUAAUUUUGUUUUACAUUCAUAUGGCCUUGAUUCAAAGGCAGUUGUGAAGUUUUUAUGUGUAUAUUUUCACAAAGUUAAAAAUCAAAGUUCGUUUUUGCAUUCAGAAAGUGUUAGACACAAUGCACUUUAAUAGAUGCCUAAAUCUUGAUAGAUGCAGAUAUGCUGUUGUUUCUUCAGAUGUAGAUGACUGUCAUGCCAUGCCACUGCUAACUUUUUAAGCUAACUGCAAUAGCUGUUGUCUUGUCUUUGACCUUUUGAAGAACUCUGGUGCAGUGAGUACUGAUACAUUCCAGGGAGAAGAAAUGACUGAACCGUCUUCCAUGUUUAAUGGAUUUAAUAAAACACCUCUCUUCACCCUGGGGCCCACUCAGCAAACACACAUAAGAAUAUGUUUGUGCAGAGUUGAUGGCUUAGUUGAUGUGUUUUUUUUUUUAAACUUUGCUUUAUCAUUCAUCCUUAUGAAGUAUAUAGUAUAUAUGCAGGAUGAGGUUUGUCAGUUGCUGUCUUCCUUUUUAAAAGAUGUGGCCAUUGUUAUCAAGAGGUGCCAGUUAGUGGAUGAGUUGGCCAGGUGUAUGCAUUUGAGGUUUCCAAACUGCCAGUAGAUGGCCCACAUUGCUGUGGUCUUUUUAAAUUGUUUAAGGGGCACCAAAUGUGGUGGUGAAAUAGAAUUACAGUCUGGAAGUCGUGUCAGGAAAGGUAACUCUGUCUUGCAGAAGGUUUUGAACCAUUGACAUGACAGAUGCACUUUACCUUGUCAGUUUUUUUGUUGUUUUGUUUUUAACUUGCAGAUGAUAUGGAAAUAGUUUGGCAGCAUUCAGCAGAGGGGUGAGAUCGAAUACAGCGGUGCAACCUACUAAUAUGUCAGCAUUUCUGCGCUGUUGUUUUCUGAUUGUAGCUUUUGUGUUUUUUAUCAGAUUUCAUGUUUUCAAGCCACACAUGGAUCCCAAAAGUUUAUGCAUCUCAUUUAUAUCUUUGGAGAAAGUGAACUGUUAGUGCUAAGGAAGAGGAAUUAAUCCUUCAGGAACUUUGGAAGACUCUAGUUUUUAAAGACCAUCAUGUCAGAAGCAGCUAGCACCACAACAAAAUAAUCUAGUUUCCCAAGGUUUUGGCUGAGUGUUACUAAAAAUAAACAGAAAUUGGUACAUGUAAUAACAAAAUUCCUCAUCACAGUUCUCUACUUUUUUAAAUCUUGAAAAGACUGAUUUUUAGCAAGAGUUACAGGUGUUUGGCUUUAUGUAUAUGCUCAUCAAGUCCCACAAUCAAAAUAAACUAUCUGAACACCAGUUAUGACUGCCUAAAAGGAUACUUUGGAAUUUUUGAUGAUUUAAGUGGUUUCAAAGCAGUUGAAAUCUUAAUUAUUUUUUUUUUUUACUAUUACAUGUUGUGGUUGUUUGAACAGAGAACCAGACUUAUGAGCACUUAGUAUAAAUGGCUUUAUUUAUGUGAAUGAAGUAAGACCAGUAGAUUGAAUGAAAUAAGAUACUUAGCAUUAACGGCUUUUUUAUGUGAAUGAAAUAAGACUUCAGUAGACUGUGACCAGUAGCUUUUUAACAGGUUCCAUCUUAAAUGGUAAAAUUCAUUGCAAAGCAUGUGAAAUAGUUUGUAUCUGAUAAGUGAAAAUGUGUCCUUCAGCCUUGGUGUCUGUGAUGCUGUUGUUAGAAAGUUUUUUUAUGACAUAUGUAUAUGAUUGAAGUUUGGCCAUUAGCCACAAGUUUGUGUAACAAAUCAGGAUGCAUAAAUUAUACAGGAAAUGGUGGGCUUAACUAUGGGUUUUUUGGUUGUAUUUUAGUUCAGUUUCCACCUUGGAGGGUGUGUUUCUGCAGAUGUUCACUGUUCCAGCAGUUUGGACAGAUGAAUGUUGUCUUAGUUUGAAACACCCAAGUUUUGUGUCCUAGGCCAAACAAAGGCAUUAUCAAGAGUAAGCACGGACCAUGCAUUCACAGUUGCAAGAAAGAUCAGUGGGCAUAUUUCUUUCCUGGCUGGUGGAGUAUUCUGUGGAAUUUUUAUUAGUGUGAGAUGGCAUAGUGUAUUUGCUUGUCUUUCAGCAGUUUUUGUAUAUGUAGAGUUUUAUUUUUGAUGUGUGAGUGUUGCUGUUGAAAAGGUGUGUGCAUGCACCAAGAAGGGAGUCAACUAUCAUCUCAGUUUUGAGAUGAUUUUUAACUGUUAUAUGCACAGCUGAAUACUUGACAGCCUACCACCAAGUCCUUUUUAAUGCAUGCAGUCAAUAGUGUGUUGUUGAGAACUAGAUCAGAUAUUGCAUGAUGUUUUGUAAAUAUAUUACAGAAAUGUACUUGCCUUGCGCCUACAUGAUCCCAAAAAAUGUGGCCAAGUAUACUGUGUUCUGACAACUUGAUAAAAAAGCCACACAUUACAUGGGACUGACCUUCUCUCUUCAGGGAUAUUUGUACUGUUUUUGCACUAGAUGCGCAUCGCGAGAGAACAUACUCGUCAUAAUUGUUAUUAUAUUAUGCAUUGUCGGGAGAUAGUGCAACAUAAACUUGACUGGGGGGAAAGGGGAUUUUUUUUUUUUUGGUACUGUGCGUCUGCUAGUAUGGAAAUGCUGAACAUGGAGAGAGAAAAAAUGUAAUGAUUUUAAUAAAACAAGACAUAAAAGUG
Messenger RNA from Pomacea canaliculata, 11109 nucleotides. Its product is annotated as ataxin-7-like protein 1. The record is from RefSeq and is a predicted model, not a curated record. The coding region runs from base 10 to 3483 and encodes 1157 amino acids. The transcript is spliced from 11 exons. NCBI's taxonomy places the organism in Eukaryota, Metazoa, Mollusca, Gastropoda, Architaenioglossa, Ampullariidae.